This is a messenger RNA of Penicillium canescens, 1654 nucleotides long. RefSeq names its product Zn(II)2Cys6 transcription factor. The transcript has 2 exons. The record is from RefSeq and is a predicted model, not a curated record. Bases 40 to 1590 code for a protein of 516 amino acids. Gene Ontology annotation, biological process: positive regulation of transcription by RNA polymerase II. Gene Ontology annotation, cellular component: nucleus. NCBI's taxonomy places the organism in Eukaryota, Fungi, Ascomycota, Eurotiomycetes, Eurotiales, Aspergillaceae. Gene Ontology annotation, molecular function: zinc ion binding; DNA-binding transcription factor activity, RNA polymerase II-specific; transcription cis-regulatory region binding.
CGACCUUCUUAUCACUGCUCUGGCUAGUUUAAUGGACAAAUGUCCGAGCGUCCUACGAAACAGCCACCCACAAAAGAUUGCCCAACUUGUCAAAGGCGACGGAUCAAGUGCGACCGGGGGCUUCCUGGGUGUUACAAAUGCAGUAAACGUAAUUUGGAAUGUCCGGGCUAUGGGCUGAAGCUCAAAUGGAUCGAAGGGGUUGCCAGCCGUGGCAAUCUGCGGGGCAGAUCGAUUCCUGCAGCAAACGCACCCAACGCUACAUCGCAGCCCUCGCAUCAUUGGCCACAACUAAGUACAACCACAAAUGAUAUUAACACUCAAAACAUUUCAAUCAGCCAUCGGUAUACCUCAUCACAUUCAGGGCCUCUCUCGCUGCCUCACUUCCUACCAUCGCCCCUUUCUGAACUUUGCCUAGCACAGUCUCGGCCACUCCACGUGUCGCGGUUGGUUUCUUGGUUUAAUGAACGGGUUGCUCCUCGACUUGCGUGGGUUCCUCAACAAAAUGCGUGGCGUCGUAUGAUUUUGCCCAUGGCCGAAAAUUCCGAGACGGUUCUCUCUUCUAUUCUCGCUAUUGCUGCUCAUGACCUGGCGUCUGAGUACCACUCGGAUGAUGUCGGUUCUCAAACUUACCACCAAAUGUCGAAAAUGUACCAGAAUAAAUCGCUGGCUCUACUCGCCAAGGAGUUAAAAACUCUUUCCGCGUCGUCUUCCUCGGGAUCAGAUGUGAGCGCAUCAUCUGCCUUCACUCUAGCAUCUGUGAUCAUUCUUUGCAACAAUGAAUUCAUGCAACCACAGCGAGCUGGAUGGCGGGUCCAUCUUGCGGCUGCAAGGGAGGUCAUCCUGGCAUCGAAAAAUAGAUCACAUCCUCACAAACAACUGACCAGCAUUGAAGAGUUCCUCAUGAUUGAAUUCUAUGAAGCAUCGGUGUGGGCCAAUUUAACGACUUUCGAUGACUCGAGCGAAGACGUCAAGCCGUUUCCUCAUAGCAAGGAAAACGCGGUAUUCACCGAUUUUGUCCGUGUUAUCGAUGAAAUCACUCAACUGGAGCGUCUUAGGUUUCGGUCCCAGUCACACAGCUUCCCCUACCAUUCCGGGCCAAGUCCUGCUGUUAUCAUGCAGAUAAAUUCCGCUAGAUACAGCAUGAUUCAUCUUGCCGAAACCAUCAACUUUCAUGCUGAAGAAGAUCGACGGACCUUUCAGCUCGUGGUGCUGAUGUACUACCACGCGACUCUCAUUUACAGCUGUCAAGCCCUGGGAGAACCACCCACCCGGGACUUCAAUGCAAACAGCUCUCGCAACGAGAUCCUCAAAUAUUUACAGUCUCUUUCCGGGAUGCGGAUUGACCUCUUUGCUCAAGAUCUUGUUUGGCCACUGUUUAUGGCGGGAACCGAACUUCGAGGCAACCCGGAAGCACAGAACCUCAUUCGUGGUGGUUUUCAUUCGGUGAUGCAAUUCAGCCGCACUUUGGACAGGGCGCGUGUUCUGUCGUUCCUGGAAUCUUGGUGGAAAAACCCUGGAGCUUACGUGUCUUGGAUUGAUAUGGCCCGAACGCAAUAUCGGUCUUCCCAUUGUGACUUUCUCGUGGUUUGAGAUAUCACAGAACAAUCCAUCAAUAACAUAAUACUAUACUGGAGAUAGUGAUCAAUCCUUGCGG